AUGGAGAGUCAGAGCAAGUGGGGAGGCUUAAUGAAUAGAGUGAAGCCAUACUUAGCAAUGAUAUCUUUGCAAUUUGGUUAUGCCGGUAUGUACAUAAUCACCAUGGUGUCUCUUAAGCAUGGCAUGAAUCAUUACAUCCUGGCCGUUUACCGCCAUGCAAUCGCCACGGUCGUCAUGGCUCCGUUUGCUCUAUUUUAUGAAAGGAAAACAAGGCCAAAGAUGACGUUACGAAUAUUCCUUCAAAUUGCGCUGCUUGGAUUCAUUGAGCCGGUGCUGGAUCAGAAUCUCUACUACGUCGGGAUGACUUACACCUCAGCAACUUUCGCAUCUGCUACCGCUAAUGUCCUUCCCGCCAUCACCUUCGUCUUGGCCAUCAUUUUCAGAUUAGAGAGCGUGAACUUUAAGAAGGUACGAAGCAUAGCCAAAGUUGUCGGAACAGUGAUCACAGUCUCCGGAGCACUACUCAUGACUCUCUACAAAGGACCAAUCGUUGACUUCAUAAAAAUCGGUGGUGGAGGAGGCGGCGGUGACGGUGCUGGAGGAUCCCACGGUGGCGCAGUAUCAGCAGCUUUGGACAAACACUGGGUUCCAGGAACUCUAAUGUUGCUGGGAAGAACUUUUGGUUGGGCCGGUUUCUUCAUUCUACAAUCGUUUACACUGAAGGAGUACCCAGCUGAGCUAUCAUUAACGGCGUUAAUUUGUUUAAUGGGAACAUUAGAAGGAACCGCCAUAUCAUUGGUAACGGUACGUGACCUGAGCGCUUGGAAAAUCGGUUUCGACUCCAAUCUCUUCGCCGCUGCUUACUCCGGGGUGAUUUGCUCGGGAGUUGCGUAUUACGUGCAAGGAGUAGUGAUGAGAGAAAGAGGACCAGUUUUCGUUGCGACAUUUAAUCCUCUUUGUGUCGUUAUAACUGCAGCUCUCGGUGUUGUUGUCUUGUCUGAAAGUAUUCAUCUCGGAAGUGUGAUUGGAACGAUAUUUAUCAUUGUGGGUCUAUACACUGUUGUAUGGGGCAAAGGCAAAGACAAGAGAAUGAUGGAUGAUGACGAAAUUAGCAAAGGACUUCCAGUUAAGAGUCCGGUUAAAGUAGUGGACGCCGGUAAAGUCUUAGCCGGAGAACCGGAGAUGAAAUCAAAGGAAGGUCAGGAGACUAAUAAGGCUACUCAAGCUGAGAUUUGA
Molecule: messenger RNA, 1176 nt
Organism: Eruca vesicaria subsp. sativa (arugula)
Lineage: Eukaryota; Viridiplantae; Streptophyta; Magnoliopsida; Brassicales; Brassicaceae
Source: the annotation of a GenBank genome assembly